AUGUGCAUCCAUGCCUAUGUACAUGUCUUAUUGUGGAUUCGAUGUCCAAGUGUUCGGGAAUCUUCGCGAGAUCGUGCGACGCAAGAUGCUCCGGUGCUUGUCUCUCGAGGCUUGUACGUGGGCGGCCUCACAGACUCUUUGGCGAAUAUUUCCGAGGAGGAGCUUAAGAAGCUGUUCUCGCCGUUUGGUGAGAUUGAGUUCAUUGAUCUGCACAGGGAUCCUUACACGAACAAGUGCAAGGGCUUCGCGUUCGUGCAGUUCAAGAACGCUUCAGAGGCGCGCGAGGCGAUGACGGCCAUGAACGGCUUCCAGCUGGCAGGCAAGGAGCUGAAGGUGGGUAUUGCAACGAGCGACAUGCAGCUUGGUGAGGCUGGUGGCGCAAACAAUCUGGCAAUCGGUGGUGAGAAUCUUCACGAGGAUGCCAGUGCGAUGGGCCCGAACGCCAGCCAGCCCGGCAUGCUGAAGGAUGCAAACGACCGGCUGGCGCUCAUGCAGAAGCUGCAGCGCGACACUAUUCCAGGUUACGGUGGACCCGGCGUGCCAUCGAACAUUAUUGUGCUGCACGGCAUGUUCAACCCGUCGCAAGUCAACUUGGCAGCCGAUCCAGAGUUCUUCAACGACAUCCAUGCAGAUGUUGAGCAGGAGUGCCGAAAGUAUGGCUCUGUCGUGAAGGUUUUUGCCGACCAGGGCAGCAGCAAGGGCGAUGUCUGGGUCAAGUUCACCGACGCAACCUCCGCCUCGAACUGCCAGCGUGCACUCGACAGGCGUUGGUUCGCUGGGCAGCAAAUUAUCGCGGAAUUCAGCACCGAAGCUGCCUGGGCAGGCGUUGUGCGGUGA
Symbiodinium necroappetens is the source of this 837-nucleotide messenger RNA. NCBI's taxonomy places the organism in Eukaryota, Dinophyceae, Suessiales, Symbiodiniaceae. The record is from the annotation of a GenBank genome assembly.